Neomonachus schauinslandi (Hawaiian monk seal) is the source of this 1662-nucleotide messenger RNA. RefSeq names its product ADP-ribosylserine hydrolase (gene ADPRS). The record is from RefSeq and is a predicted model, not a curated record. The transcript has 6 exons. Gene Ontology annotation, cellular component: nucleus; mitochondrion. The coding region runs from base 29 to 1126 and encodes 365 amino acids. Lineage: Eukaryota; Metazoa; Chordata; Mammalia; Carnivora; Phocidae.
UACCGGAAGUGGCGACGGCUCCGCGCGGAUGGCGGCGGCGGCGGGGAUGACGGCGGCGGGCUGCGCGGGGGCUGGGGCGGCCCGCUCCCUCUCCCGCUUCCGAGGCUGCCUGGCCGGCGCGCUGCUCGGGGACUGCGUGGGCUCCUUUUACGAGGCGCACGACACCGUCACCCUGACGUCAGUCCUGCGUCACGUCCAGAGCCUGGAGCCGGACCCGGGCUCGCCGGGGAGCGCGCGGACAGAAGUGUUGUACUACACAGAUGACACGGCCAUGGCCAGGGCCCUGGUGCAGUCCCUGCUGGCCAAGGAGGCCUUCGACGAGGUGGACAUGGCUCACAGAUUCGCUCAGGAGUACAAGAAAGAGCCUGACCGGGGUUACGGCGCUGGAGUGAUCACUGUCUUCAAGAAGCUCCUGAGCCCCAAGUGCCGUGAUGUCUUUGAGCCUGCCCGGGCCCAGUUUAACGGGAAAGGCUCCUAUGGCAACGGGGGUGCCAUGCGGGUGGCCGGCAUCUCCCUGGCCUAUAGCGAUGUCCAGGAUGUGCAGAAGUUUGCCCGGCUCUCAGCCCAGCUGACACACGCCUCCUCCCUGGGUUACAACGGCGCCAUCCUGCAGGCCCUGGCCGUGCACCUGGCUUUGCAGGGGGAGUCGUCGAGUGAACAUUUCCUCGAACAACUCCUGGGCCACAUGGAAGAGCUGGAGAGUGACGCCCAGUCCGUCUCAGAUGCCAGGGAGUUGGGCAUGGAGGAGCGUCCCUACUCCAGCCGACUGAAGAAGAUUGGCGUUCUUCUAGAGCAGGACUCGGUGACCAGAGAGGAGGUGGUGUCCGAGCUAGGCAAUGGCAUCGCUGCCUUCGAAUCUGUGCCCACCGCCAUCUACUGCUUCCUGCGCUGCAUGGAGCCGGACCCCGAGAUCCCCUCUGCCUUCAACAGCCUCCAGAGGACUCUUAUCUAUUCCAUCUCGCUCGGGGGGGACACAGACACCAUUGCCACCAUGGCUGGGGCCAUUGCCGGGGCCUACUAUGGGAUGGGACAGGUGCCAGGGAGCUGGCAGCAGAGCUGCGAGGGCUAUGAGGAGACGGACGUCCUGGCCCACAGCCUGCACCGUCUCUUCCAGAAGAGUCUGUGAGGGCCUCAGCAGCUAGGACGCCGCCGUGUCCAGCCGGCCCCACUACAGCUUGGAUCGGAGACGCUGUGGUUCCUCGGGUACUGGUCCCCGCCUCCGUCAGCCUGCGGUGUGGGCAGAGCACACAGCUGGGCUGGGGUCCUGGGGGAGGUGACUGGACAGCGAGGGGACGACUGGUGCCUCCCUGGCGCUGGGUUUCCGGCUCACUGCAGAGCCUGGGGCCCCUCGGCUCCUUGGGCAGGUGGGAGGGAUCAGGACAGGUUUUACUUUGGAAGGGUAUCCGUGGCAUUUUCCUGUCUUAUCCAAGACAUGGGAUGGGGGUGGGGGGUGUGGGCAGAAAUGAUCGGCAGUGGCACCAUUUCUUCUCGUUGAGAUGUAGCCAGUUUGCCAGAAAGCAUGUCUUUGACUGGGCAGAGCCCCUGGGUCGAGGAAACCAGCACUUGCAUCUAGCUGAUCUGGAUGUACACCUGGCCCUUGGCCAUCAUGGGGCUUGUUAACAGCUUCCAGCGGAAGUCACAGCAGUAAACAGCUUUUGGUAA